This is a messenger RNA of Dicentrarchus labrax (European seabass), 1885 nucleotides long. Its product is annotated as E3 ubiquitin-protein ligase Hakai-like. Gene Ontology annotation, biological process: protein ubiquitination; regulation of cell adhesion. NCBI's taxonomy places the organism in Eukaryota, Metazoa, Chordata, Actinopteri, Moronidae. Gene Ontology annotation, molecular function: ubiquitin protein ligase activity. The record is from RefSeq and is a predicted model, not a curated record.
UCACAUCCCUUUCCGCCUCUCUCCCUUCUUACUUUCCUUUCCUCUGCCUUCACCUCUUCUCCUCGCCCAUCUAUCCCACAAUGCAUUGCGCUCGCUCGUUGGAUCAUGGACCAAAGCGACAAUGAUCUUCAAGGAAGCGAUGGCUCUGGGAGUUUGGGCGGCCCAGAUGUUCGCAGACGAAUCCCCAUCAAACUCAUAUCCAAGCAGCCCUUGAGGAUCAAACCUCAGCCCCGCGUGCAGAGACCCAGCAGCAGGCCACCUAAAAGUGAGGCUGGAGAAGACGAUAACUUUGGCUUCAAGCAAGAGGAGAGGUUUGAUUGUGGAGCUAAAUCUGGUGAUGUGUUUGCAAGUCAGAGGAGAUUCCCCCAGCCACUGUUUUGGGACUAUAAGUUAAAUUUGAUUGGAGAGAGGGAUGAAGUACCAAUUCACUUUUGUGAUAAAUGUGGUCUUCCUAUUCAGCUAUAUGGACGGAUGAUCCCCUGCAAGCACGUUUUCUGCUACGACUGUGCUUUGCUUCACGAGAAGAAAGGAGAAAAGAUGUGUCCUGGCCUCACCUUGUACAACUGCACAGACCCAGUGCAGCGCAUCGAGCAGUGCCAGCGUGGUUCCCUCUACAUGUGCAGUGUCGUGCCGGGAUGCAAGCGCACCUACCUGUCCCAGCGUGACCUGCAGGCCCAUGUCAACCACCGCCACCUGAGGGCAGCCAAGUCUUCUGCUGGCCGCCAGGAGCCUGUGCACCUGCCCCCUGCGUCCGAGGUCCCUGACCGGUUCCGUGUGCCUCCACCUCACUUACCCAAGAACCACGUUCAUCUCCCCAACCCGCUCCAGCACAGCAGUCAUGAUCCCUACAGUCAGCCGCCCCCACCCACAUCCCACGAAGCCCCACCCCCCACCUCUGGUCUUGGUCCUGAGACAUUCCGCAUCUCCACGGUAACGACCCGUAAGCACAGCAAUCUGAUUACCGUGCCCAUCCAAGAUGACUCCUCUUCCUCUCGAGAGCCACACUCUGGCGGCCCAGGCCCAGCUCAGCCCCCCCACCACCACCCCGGGGACUAUCCUGGCCAGCCACCUGUAGUGUCCCACUCUCACCACAUGAUGGCGCCACCGCAGCAGCACUUUGGCCCCCCACCGCCCCCGCCCCCUCCCAUCAGCCAUCCCAUGCAGCAUCCUCCUCAGGCCUCUGGGACACCACACAUGGUGUACAACCAGGCCCCUCCUCCCCCCAUGUCCUCGGCUCCCCCACCAAUCACACCACCACCAGGGCACAUCAUGGGCCAGAUGCCCCAUAUGAACCACCCGCCCCCAGGACCUCCACCACAACACAGUGGCCCCCCUGUCAAUGCCCCCCCACCACACCAUUACAACCCCAAUUCCAUGCAGCAGUUCCAAGAAGACCAGGGCACCCUCAGUCCCCCGUUCAGCCAACCAGGAGGGCUCAGUCCUGGGAUGUGGCCUGCUCCAAGAGGGCCCCCGCCGCCACGAAUGCAGGGUCCUCCUCCCCAGGGCCAGAUGCCUGGACCACAUCACCCAGAUCAGGGCCGCUACAGGCCUUAUUAUCAGUAAACUGCCAACUGAGUGAAUGGGCUGUGUUAUUCUGUUCCAUACCACUUGUCUGCAUAAUGUGAUAGUAAACCUCAGGGUUACAGGAUGUAGGACUUUCAUUUUGAUAAAACUGCCCCAAAGCAAAUGUGUGUAUGCUGCACAUUUUAGUUAAGUGUACUGAACUUCCCGCUGAACAUACAGUAGACUUGGAGAAAGGCCAGAAUGUCCCUUUUUUUUAAUAGCAGCGUAUGGUAAAUAUUUCUGUAUAUAUGUCAGUUGAUUUCACGCAUAUGUACUGUACAUUGAAAGACGCUAACUAUGUCUCAAUAAAUUUUUAACUGCA